AUGGUGGAGGAUCCGGGUUUCGGAGAGACAGCCAGUGUGGAAAUGCUGCCAGAGGACGGCAGCCAAAGGCCCAGGGCCAGAGCUGGGCUGCAGGCCAGGAGCGGCCGCAUGCGCUGGGCUCUCACCUUCUGCCUGGUGUUGCUCCCCAUCCUCGCAGGGCUCACCACCUACCUUCUUGUGGGCCAGCUCCGGGCCCAGGGAGAGGUCUGCGUGCUCCAGACUCCAGAGGGACAAGAGUUUGGACCAUCACAUCAGCAAGCUUACACACCUCCCAGAACUGAUGGAGCUAAGCCGAGGGCACACCUGACAGUUGUGAGACAAACUCCCACACAGAACUUGAAAAAUCAUUUCCCAGCUCUGCAUUGGGAGCACGAACUUGGCUUAGCCUUCACCAAGAACCGGAUGAACUACACCAAUAAAUUCCUGGUUAUCCCAGAGUCAGGAGACUACUUUGUUUACUCACAAGUCACAUUCCGAGGGACUAUGUCUGAGUGUGGUGAAAUCGGCCUAGGAAGACAAUCGAGCAAGCCAGACUCCAUCAUCGUGAUCGUCACCAAGGUAACAGACAGCUACCCUGAGCCAACCCAGCUCUUAACAGGAACCAAAUCAGUGUGUGAAUUAGGCAGCAACUGGUUCCAACCCAUCUACCUGGGGGCUGUGUUCUCCUUGCAAGAAGGAGAUAAACUGAUGGUGAACGUCAGUGAUAUCUCCUUGGUGGAUUAUACGAAAGAAGAUAAAACCUUCUUCGGAGCCUUCUUGCUAUAGGGGCAGGACAGAUGUCAUUGUGUGAAGGUUCCCUGCCUCCUAGUUCCUUUUCUUCAUUCAUAUGUAGGCGUUUUCUUGAGGCCACGGGGGUAUUCCACAGAGGCAGUCGUUUAGCUUUGAAAUUUAAGAUCCAAAAAUUCACACUUUACAUGCCUUAUUAAUGAGAAUACUAGUUGGAAAAGGGCAGAAGAGAGCAGACACGUUGUCAUGGUGGCUUGGAGGAGUGGCGAGUUUCUAAACAUUAAAACACUGAUCGUGAAUGGAUGUAUGAUUUACUCGGGUCAAGAUCUGAAGAGGAACAUUUCCAUGGCUUCCUACUACACAUUUGUCACCAUUGGACCAUUUGUCCGAUUGGAUCCUGAAGCAUUUGCUUUAGUUGAAGAAUCUUAAAGUUCAAAGCCCUAGAGAACAGUGUAAACCUUCAGAGGUGAAAUCCUUAAUUGGUUUCCCCAAGCACAUACCUUCAUGCCUUGCUUAAAAAGUGAAAAGAGAGCUGGUAUUUCUCAGGAACCUUCUCAAAAAAAAGAAAUUGGUUUUCAUGCCACAUAUGGCGUGUGAGAAAAGCUACCUUUCCUUUUCUUAUGGACACAGGUAUCAAAAUAAGCAAGUAUGAGUUCCACAGGCAUAUUGAAAAUACAACAAUAGCAUUUAUUCAGCACAGUUUUCUUGAGCAUCUGUUAUAUGCUGGGAACUGCUGUGGAUAUUAUGAAGAACAAGACAGACUCUACUCCAAACCCUUAUGAAUACCUCUAGAUGCUUCCUGGUCAAAUAUCACUCAACAUAUUCAAAGGAUUAACUCCAAAACCUAAGAAAAUAUCAUCUGACACUGUUAUAUAAGCUUUCUGGAGUUCUCUUGAUUAUGUAAGAUGUCUAGCUGAUUAGGUCACACAGAAAACUUGAAGACAGAUUUUGAGCUAAUGACACAGCUAUAAAACAAAUUUGAUUGAUUCUAGGCGACCAUGAACUUAUUCUCUGGGAGAAAAAAAAAAAAAGUCAAUCACCCAAUCUGAAAAAGUUAACUUAGAUCUGCUUUCAGAUUUGAUUUCCAACUUU
Messenger RNA from Trichechus manatus latirostris (Florida manatee), 1818 nucleotides. RefSeq names its product TNF superfamily member 15 (gene TNFSF15). The coding region runs from base 1 to 765 and encodes 254 amino acids. Gene Ontology annotation, molecular function: tumor necrosis factor receptor binding. The record is from RefSeq and is a predicted model, not a curated record. Gene Ontology annotation, cellular component: membrane. Gene Ontology annotation, biological process: immune response. Lineage: Eukaryota; Metazoa; Chordata; Mammalia; Sirenia; Trichechidae. The transcript has 4 exons.